AUUUAUCGGCUCCUUGUGUGUCAAUAAAUCACCGAAUGCGACAUCAUACUUUUCUCGCAGACGCAUGGCGUUUUUUUGAGCCAAGAGAACAGAAAUGUCAAAUGAAACAAAAUGCGUUGAAUACAUAACAGAAAGCAAAGGAAUUGACAAAAAUAAAUACAACUCUUGCGGUGAACUCAUCAAUCGGAUAGAAGCAAACGACCAUUCUACCAUGAGAGAGAUCUCGUCCUCUUUCUCCGUUGUACUGCUGUCACCUUCUACGACGUCGCGAGAUCCCGACGGCAUCAAUCUGCCCGAAGAUUAUGGAACGCAGUUGGAACCAUCUGGUACCAUUUCUGACGAAAUCAAUGAUUUGAAGGGAACGAGCCCUUUAGGAACCAAUGAUGGUCAAAUGAUGUUCGAUAUGAAGAAAAUUAUUGGUCUGCCCCCUCCACCACCAAAAUCCAAGCCUCCUAAGAAGGAAAAAGUCCGUAGAAGCAUCAAUAAUAAACCACCUAAUUCACCGAGUUUGACAGUUGGAUCGAGUACCAAGCAAAAGGAAUCAACCGCUGUUCAAAAAACUCGCGAUGCAAAUUUUACGAUCUCAAAACCUGCGGCCCGAUUCACAUCAUCCUCACUCAGAGCUCAGAAUAUUGUAGAGGAGAGACACCAAUUUAACGAUGUCAUUGUGCCAGAUGAAUCAAAUCCAGGCGAGAAAGAUCUCAAAAUGGAAUCAUUAGGUGAGAUGACUGUGACAAAACCACGUAUCGAGUCCUUAGAGGGAAAGAAAAGUGAUGCAAAACAACAGAAACGAGCGAAGAAACGUGGCUUCUUUAAGAAAAUGUUCGGUGGGAGUAAAAGCCCCGAAAAUACUCAGUCUGGGAAAGAUAAAAUUAUUCCCUCAGUGGAAUCAGUAGCUGUUGAUCAACCAAAGCCAACGACUAAUGAUCCUCUGCCAACAACCUUGCGGAAGAUAAACGAAGCAACGUCGUCCGUGCCAUCAUCUAGAUCAUCUUUAGAAGUCACCAAGGAAAGAAAUCUGCUCAAGAACAAUUUUUCCUUCGAUGCUGAUGACGUGAAAUCUUUGAAAAUGGAGGAGUCUGUCAGUGCUAUCUCCGAAGAAUCACGAAGAAAAUUUCAAGAAUUUUCGCUAGAUCCUCCAGAUGAUGAUAAUGGCGAUCCGCCAGAAUUUUCUGGUCGACCUCUUGGCUCGCCCAUGUAUAUGGAUACAACAAUUAAUGACGAAGAGGAGCAGAUGCGACUUGACACUGUUCGAUCGCGUAUCGCUGAGGUAUACGGUGAUCACGAGCAGCAGUUAACUAUUGAAUCUGCAGAUGCUGAUCUCGCGAAGUCAUUGGAAGAAGAAUGUCUUCGAGUUGAAACAAGUGAAAGCCGCUGUAUGGACCCUGCUGGUGCAUCCCCUAUUGAACAGUACACACGGGGAAAACAUGUUGUGGGAUUGGACUCUGGUGAUCCGCAAGGAGAUACACCAAAAGCGAGACAAAACUCGAGAAUCUUGUCUAACGACCCUGCCGGUGUAUCACUGUGUCAUGGAUCGACGACACCGAAGUAUUCACUCAAGCCUGAGAUUCUCAGUCCUAAUGUCUCCAUCUCUGAUAGCAUCUCGGAAUCAAAUUUUGAAGGGAAGGCGAUUGACGAAGAAGCUCAGCAGUCGAUAAUUGCUUCAGAGGAUCAUUUGAAGAAUCAGGAACCAAAUCAUCCCAUGACAGAAAUAGUGGAGGGUCCAGUAGAUUCGGAUACCAUAUUAUUCCAGAAAGACACAGAUUUUACAGGGAAGGCAGAGAUCGAUUCUUUGGUGCCGGGAAAGGAAAAGCAAUCUAUGAUCACUCCCCCAGACCGGUCAAACCCCGAUGGACAUCCUCGAUCGUCAAAAAUGCAAUCACUCUCUAGUGUGGUGUUGAAGAAAAAUGACGAAAAUAAAGAAAAUCUAAUUGCAAUUGAAAAGUCUGGAUUCAAAUCGGUUACCAACAUUGCAGCAGAUUUGACUGUAUCAGCUGCAGCUUUUACCAAUGCCAAAGCAAUUGCAUACAUCCACCAAUUACAAGGAGAGCCAUCGCCCAGACAUACGUACCACGCCAAUCAUUCAAUCGCGCCACCACUUUUGGAGAAUCCGGCUGCUCUUGCAAAAAUAAGGGCAUUUUGCGCCAAAAAGAAGAAAGGAAUUCGCGCUGAAAAGCAGGCAACAAGCAAAUGUCCAUCACCCAAUGAGUAUAGUGCUGCGAACGCCAAGAUCCAAGAAGAAUUGAAAGGACCUCAGAAGAGAAAUUACGUGACCCACGAUCCAAAGAAAAAAUUUGCACCGUACUCGAGGUUCCAAGGUCGGCGUCCACGAAGGAAAAAAAAUGAAAAUGACCUCGAAUUUUCCACUGAUGAUUCGCUACAGCAACUAUCUCCCAAGCCCAACGACACUCAAUUCCACAUUGACCUCUCCAUUGUUGUUCCAGGAAACAACAUAGCUACAAUGGCCGUAUCAAGAGGUCUCGAACUAAGAAAAAAGAGUCCCGAAAGAUCUGGUGAAGACAAAAGUUCAAAGAUGAUGGUUGAAAGGUCUCGGUUCAACUUCUUCCCUGCGCAUGAAUCCGAGAUCAAAAACCCAAUUCAACGAGCUGGACGAAGAUUGCUCUCGAAGUCUGCUGUUCCAAUUCAAGCCAAAUUUAGAAUGUACCUCUGCAGGAGAGAAGCAUUGGCCAGAAUGUGGGGAAUUAUUCGGAUCCAGUCUUACUUUCGUCGCUGGAAGUGCGAGGGCAAUCUCCGUGCUCAUAAAAACGCUGUGUUGCUCGUGCAAAAGAUUAUCCGUGGACACAAACAUCGCGAACAAAUGAAGGUUAAGGCCGCAUGUGCGACUUCAAUACAAAAAAUUGUACGCGGAUAUUUGGCUGCUCUUCAGGCAUACGAGACGAUUUAUUUCGUUACCCGCGCACAAGCUGUGGCCAGGGGAUACCUUACAAGGACUUUCGUCGCUCGUCGAAACAAGGCCGUGUUGACUCUCCAAGCGUUUUUUUUAAAUGCACUCAAAAAGAAGAACCAAGUCGCAAUCCGAAUUCAAAGGUUUUAUCGUGAAUAUAUCUUACGAAAAAACGAAAGAAGAAUUCAAAGAGCACGUACAAUCAUUAUUGUCCAAAGUGUAGCGAGACGCUGGGCAGCCUGCAGAAAUGCAGGCUUGAUUAGAAAGUCAGUGUAUACCCAUGCCAUCACAAAAUAUCAAGCUCUCUGGAGAGGUUAUGCCGACCGAGAUCGACGCCAGAAAUCUCUUGCUGCCGAAAAGCUCCAAAGCUUAUGGAAAAAACACAUUGCCAAGAACCAAAUCAAAAAGAACAUGGCUGCAACAAAAAUCCAGGCCUCUUGGCGAGGAUUUCAAUCUUAUUCCGAUUUUGUGUUUGCCAUUGUUGAUAUCCUUGUUGUACAGAGAACGGCCCGUCAAUGGCUAGCAAGUCGAAAGACAAAUAAACUACGGGAAGAAAGAGCAGCGACAGUCCUUCAGAGUGCAUGGAGAAGAAAAAAGGCUCAGUUUAAUCUUCUCUACUCUUUGGUAAGCGUCAUCAUUGUUCAGAGUGUUGCGCGACGUUUCUUGACGAAGAACGAACUGAUUGAACGACGAAAAGUGCGUGACAAAAGCGCGUUGAUCCAACGCAAUAAAGAAGUUGCUGCAACCACUAUUCAAAAAAGUUGGCGUGGAUUUUGGGGCUUUUCCCAUUUUAUUAUUGUCAAGUAUGACGUUACUCGUAUCCAGGCAUUAGUGCGCGGAAAACUUGCCAGAGAUGAGUUCAACUUCAGAGUUGGUUGCGCAAUACUUAUUCAGGCAGUAGGAAGACGCUUUCUCGCACAAAAGAUUUUAGCGGCGAGAACAACCGCAAGGUCAGCAGCAGAUGCUGUGGGCAGUGUUAUUCUUGCUUCAAGAGCUUUUGAAUUGCGUGAACGAAAUUCCGCGAAGCAAAUUCAAUUCUGGUGGAGAAUCGUAAUGGAUUAUAUGAAGGAAAAGAAAGCUGCUCUUGUUAUCGAGAGAUUCUUCAUUUUUGUCAAAUCCGAAGUUGAACGUGAAAUUCAAGCAAUGGAGCAGGAAAGAAUUUGGAGAGAAAAGGCUAGGAAGAAGCAAAAGUCAUUGAAAGGCGACUUUGUUGACAAAAAACGGUCGAAUGCAGCCGAUACAAAUAGACCUGAAGUUGUUAAUAAGAAUGGGCGCAGCAAAAGUGCGCAGAGAUCUCGGCAACCGAAGAAGAAGUUAGCACCCAAUCAUUCCAGCUACGAAUCAUUUCAAGAUAUUCGAGACAAUGGUUUUGUAGAUACUUCACGUGAUAUGGAUCCUAUGCCAGACUUUUUGCAGCUAGCUCCAAGUGCCGACUAUACAAUGAUAUCGAAUCUCACGAAUCCAACUAUUUUGGAUCAAUACGUUGAAGAACUAAAGACCCCACGAACUCCGAAGUAUGAAGAAAAAUACAAGGAAGUCAAAGCAAGACCCAAGAACAAGAUGAGUACUGAUGAUUACAUCAAAAAAUACAGUGGGGGUCUCCAAACUGCGGCCAACAACAAAUCGAAAUCUCAAUCACAGCAUUUCUUCUGUGGUGCUGGGAACUUCAACGAUAGGAGGGGCGAGAGACAAUCAUACGAUCGAACAUUGGCAAUCAACGCGAAGACCCGUAGUAAGAUUAGCGCAUCUCGCAACGGGCGCGCUCAGAUUGGAAAACCAGUAUCACUUUCAACAGUUGGUCUGGAUAGCCUUGAUCGACGUGGGGUGAUGGUGCCAUCCACUCCUAGAAGCAGGAGCGGAUCAACAACUCCAAGAGGUGUUCUUCGAACUUGCAAGGAUGGCGUUCCUUCUCAAUUUCGCCCUCCUGUUACGCCAACGAUGAAAAAGUCGGCCGCAAUAAUCCGAGCAGGAACUGCUGAUACUGAAUGUUCAACAUUUGACAACGAAAAGAUGUCAAUUCCUUCUAGGCCAUCGCCGCCUACAAGACACUAUAGUACCCACAGUUGUGGUGGGAAGGGUGUUAUGAUAAUGAAAACCAAUCCAAACUUUAUGGAAGACAAUAAAAUUCAAGAGGCGCAUGAAGUGAUGCUUCUUGGAGACGAAUACGGUGAAGUGUAACUGAAUUUAUGUUAACUGUCUCUUCGUUAGGACGACACGCGUCCCACGUAUGCCUUGAAAAAUAGAUUACUACAGUAUAU
This is a messenger RNA of Pseudo-nitzschia multistriata, 5163 nucleotides long. NCBI's taxonomy places the organism in Eukaryota, Bacillariophyta, Bacillariophyceae, Bacillariales, Bacillariaceae. The record is from the annotation of a GenBank genome assembly.